AUGCUCAAGAAAUCAUCAGUGCUUCCGCAAAUAAGGAAAAUGUCUCGAAGGAGAGCCGCUGCGAAGACAGUAGCUGCAAGCACUUCAUCAAAAGCCCCGGAGGAUGAUGAACCUCAGCCGGAGAAGGAAGCAAAGGUGGUAAAGUGGGAGCCGAAGAAUUGGCAAGAAACUCUUAAGAAUCUACGCGGCAUGAGGCAGGACUUCAAGGCUCCGGUCGACACCAUGGGAUGCAGUCGAUGCUGUGACGAUGCGGAGGACGAGAAGACCAAGAGAUUCUGUGCACUUGUCUCUCUCAUGCUCUCCAGCCAGACCAAGGACCAGGUUACAUACGAUGCGAUGAACAGACUGAGGAAGGAGGGACUGAAGCCGGAGAACCUCGUGAAGUGGGAGACUAGCAAACUGGAGCAACUCCUCGUCCCGGUGUCGUUCUACAGGAACAAGGCGAAGUUCCUAAAGCUGACAUCGCAGAUUCUGCUGGACAAGUAUGACGGUGACAUUCCCAGAACUGUGAAGGAGUUGAUUGCUCUGCCCGGAGUGGGUCCUAAGAUGGCUCAUCUCUGCAUGAAUGUCGCCUGGGGCGAAGUCUCAGGCAUUGGCGUCGACACGCACGUCCAUCGAAUCGUCAAUCGGCUCAAGUGGACGCAGAAGCCCACGAAGGAUCCGGAGAAAACCCGGAUUGCCCUCGAGGGAUGGCUUCCUUUUGAGCUGUGGGACGAAAUCAACCUGAUUCUGGUGGGAUUUGGGCAGACUAUCUGCACUCCGGUGGCCCCAAAAUGCGACUCCUGCGCCAACAAUGCAAUCUGUCCCUCGGCGAAUAUUAAGAAACCCAAAUCUAAGGGAAAGAAAUGAAUUUAAUCCUGAACUAAGGUGCAGUUUUUCCUAUAUCCUUGCCCAGGGAUAUUUUUGAAGACCUUAAAGACUGUUUUUUAACAGUGUAUCA
This is a messenger RNA of Phlebotomus argentipes, 940 nucleotides long. It is a transcript of the gene Nthl1, whose product is annotated as endonuclease III-like protein 1. The record is from RefSeq and is a predicted model, not a curated record. Gene Ontology annotation, molecular function: oxidized pyrimidine nucleobase lesion DNA N-glycosylase activity; DNA binding; DNA-(apurinic or apyrimidinic site) endonuclease activity. Gene Ontology annotation, biological process: base-excision repair, AP site formation; nucleotide-excision repair; base-excision repair. Gene Ontology annotation, cellular component: nucleus. The coding region runs from base 1 to 849 and encodes 282 amino acids. The transcript has 3 exons. NCBI's taxonomy places the organism in Eukaryota, Metazoa, Arthropoda, Insecta, Diptera, Psychodidae.